Messenger RNA from Varroa destructor (honeybee mite), 4800 nucleotides. RefSeq lists its product as uncharacterized. The record is from RefSeq and is a predicted model, not a curated record. Lineage: Eukaryota; Metazoa; Arthropoda; Arachnida; Mesostigmata; Varroidae.
UGUCCUUUGGUCACGUGUGAGUUCGUCAGUCCUGUGGCAUCUGCGCUCGUGAUCCAGAUGGGCACACACCAGACUUUGACGACGAGACUGUUUGGCAGAGCGGCACUUCUCCUUAAUCCCCGAGGGUACCUUGCCGCCGCAGAACAAAAAGUGGACCUGAGUAUUCGAGUUUGCCUUUACAGGUACCCUGGCAGCGAGCUCCACUGGCGACUUUUGCGAGUGCCUUCAAGCCGCUGCUGCUGCCGCAACUCAAGCCGUGGGGCGCAAGAGGAAGCCAGCCAACCAGCCAGUCAGGCAGGCAAACUGGCAAGCAGGACAACGAGAGGCGGGCGGUGGUAGUAACGGCGGCGGCUUUGCCAGCAGAACGAGUGUCCGAGUGCCUCCCGCUCGGCUUCGCUUCCUACCAGAAACGCCCAAAGGCGAGUCGGCUGGCCCUGCCUUUUCCUGCGCCUCGACCCAUAGCUUCACCGUUGCACGGCGUCCUUCAUAAAAACCACCGGCUGACGUCGGCCGAAGGGCACAAGCUGAGAGACGCAGGCGGGAGUCGUCGGAUAUGGAAAAGCCGAGAAACAAUAAUUAGACAGUAAAACUACAAGGGUGGCUCCUCUAUAGUAGUGAGCAUCAGCGUCAUCGGUGGCGGCAGUAGCAGCAGUGGCCUGCUAAAGCCUCAAACCGAAGGAGUGAAAGAGCAAACGAGUAGAGGAAGAACGAACGCAGAUUCUUGUCUUCUUUUGGUAACCACAGUAAUAACAAUAAUAAUACGUGAGAAUGUAUUAUUCGUUUGCCUCUCCUUUUGCCGCGCUGGGAAAUGCUGGGGCAACCCGGUCACCGGCACGGCCUACCGAAGGCGCAUCUACAUUCCCGCUCGAUUUAUCGUCGAAGACUCCUCCUCUAGCAGUGCCUCCGCUGGGCGCACUGUCCUGCCCAAUGACAGCAGCUCGGGACCUGCUGGACCACCAACGCGCUUUAGCUGCAUCGAUGCUCGGCUCUGCGUUUCCCGAAUGGGCGCCUGGUCUCGCUGGCUCCGCUACCGAGCUAAAGGCUUCAACUUUUGACAGCAGCAGUUGCAGCAGCAAGACAGCUCCUUUGGGACUAAACCAGCAGCCGGUAACGGCUGUAGCGGCCGGUGCAGCAGCAGCUGGUAGCAUCAGCAGCACCAACAUCAACAGUAGCAGCAGCAUUACUACUACCACUAGCUGUAGCAGUGGCGGCAGUGACGGUAGCGCUACAAGCAGUGCUUUCCUCGAGCAGCAGAAGCAGCUGGCAGCGCUCAUGUUCUCCUGCCACGCGCUCGUCGACCCUGUCGCCGUAUUUCGAGCAAGGAGCCUACAGGCAGCUCUUGCAGGGGCUGCUGGAGUACCGGGAGUAACGGCUGCAACAGCCGCUGCGGCGGCGGCGGCGGCAGCGGCCGCUGCGGCGGCAGCAGUGCCCCCGUCGACACAGACUGGUGCUCUUACCAACACUAGCAACCCGUUCGUACCAUCCGUCUACCCACUGGGGGAUUUGUGGUCUACGAGGAACUUUGAGCCGGCGCUACCCCGCAACGAUGAGGGGUCGACCAUCAAACCGCACGUAUCACAAUCGUCACCUCAGAAGCCGGUGCCUCAGGUACAGGCACAACUGGCAGCGGCUGCACCAAAAGCCCCUGCUAAAACUGAAAAAACCUUUCAGCCGUGGAAGGACGACGUUGGCUGCCCCACGCCAACCAAGCCAAGCAAGCCCAAGAAAACGCCGUUCAACAUCGAAGCUCUCAGCAAGCCCGACGAUUCAACGACGGCAGUCACAGGCGCCGGUGAGUGCAGCGCAACUAAGGAUGAGGAGGCUAAAGAUUUCAAGUUUAGUUUGCAUCCGAAAAAACGAAGACUAGCUUCACCUGACAUUCCCGAGGAAGCAUGCCAGACUAUCAACAGUAUCGCCUCCAGUAUCCCAGGAAUUGCCAACAUAAAGCCUAAAAAGCGAGCCGUGCAGGUGUUACAGAAGUGGGAUGAGCCAGCCGCAACCUCCUCGGUUGCGAACUCAAGCCUACCACUGCAGCAGAGUUCACCUUCGCAGCUAGCACCGAUCACAGCAGCGGGACCCGUGACCGUAGUUCCCGAACAACUGGAGGAGUCCCUGCUUCACCGUGCUGCUCGCACCGGCAACCUGGUGAGUCCUGCAGACAAGCUCCGUAGUAGGAGUAGAAGGCCCUCUGCUUGGGGAGCAUUGCCCAAUGCUGUUGGCCUGGUGGAAAGGGGGAACGGGUUGAGCUGAGAAGUGGAAGGCAGUUGGGGACUGAGAGGGGACGGGGGCUAAGACCUCCGUUCUUCGUUUCGGGGUCUUGCUUCGAGUUAGGAAAGCGGCCGAGUCCUCCUUGAGGCAAGGCUCCAUCCACUAUGGGAUCUGUCGCGGGAUCUAAAGCCCUUCCCCCCUCUUUCCUCCUCUCGCUAGCUGCGUCCGUCUCCACCCACACGCUACUACUAUUACUACCACUACAACUACUACUACCCCCUCACUUCCCUCGGUGCUCCCUAGGUCCUACUACCACCACUGCAGCACGACACAGCCUAAGCCAGCCGCCUGUUUCGAGUCGCCACUACUGCUGCCGUCAACACACAGAUCCUACACUCCCCAAACGCCUACACACCCAUACACAUGACCCCCGUUUAGACCCACCCGUUAGCCAGAGUAGUACAACCGAACGACCAAGCUGGUUUCGGCCGAAGGUCGCAGGCCGCACACAGGAGCCACUACCACCAUCGCCGCCUACUGCUAGUGGUUGGACGGAAGCAACCGACUCAAGCUGGCCCAAGUACAGGAUGGCUGCUUGCCUGUCUAGCAGUCGGUGGCUGGCCGGUCCCUGGCUGGCUGGCUGCUGAGGGAACUCCAGUGACUCUAGGGGCCAGUCGAGCGGCAACCUCCAGUCAACCAGCUAGCUAGCUCGCUAGACGAGCUUCUCUCCAUCCCGAACAGCUUCAUCCUGUUUAGCGAGUCAGUGUGUUUGCUGGCUUGCUUAACCGCCCGCCUGUCUGCCCUGCUUUCAGCCGCCAUCCUACUGCUAGUCCGCCUGCCAGGAAGCUUAACUCGGCCUGGUCUGUUCCAGUCAGUGACGUGGUACGCUUUCGCGAGUCCGACCGGCUGUCAUUCAGGGGUUCUGGCAUUGCUGGUUACCUACACUGCCAUACGAUCACUGCCACAAGUAACUGUGAGCAGCGGGUUAGUGUUGAAGGUUUGCCAUCUUAUGGCAACGUCACGAUGAUACUGUGGGUGAUGGCAAUGACUGCAGCAGUUGUUGUUGUUGUUGUUGUAGAAGCCUCUGUUAAAGUAAUGCUGUCAGUUCACCAUGGGGGCGCUCUAGCAACUAGAGCUACUGGCACGCCGACUCCGCCGCUCCGUAGCUGACAGGACAUCUUCUUUCCCAUAACGUUCCAAUCGGCCACCGUUGUUGCUUCACUCAUUCACACUCGCGGUGAACUACAUCUAUGCGUUCUCUGUGGCUUUGGCCAUAAAGCGUUUGUGAGGCCGCGCUCUUUUUCGCAAGGAUCGGGACGGUGCAUUUACCAGUAGCACUAUCGUCAUCUAGAGCGAAUCCUGGUCGCAAAUACAGACGACAGCCUGAUCGCCGGCUGAGCAGACAGGCAAAACAAGUAUAACAGCAGCUAGCAUCGGCAAAAAAAAUUGUUCCUUCCAAGAACUGAUACCUCUUUGGCGCUAUUAUCUUGCUUUCAUUGUAGUAGGUCUCGGCUUUUCUUUGAGGGAGCAUUUUCUCUACGGUCUAGCCGUCUAUCUGCAUGUCCACGUAUUAGAUGUCUGAACAUUAAUUGCUUGCUAUAAAACAUAACAACCUUUAGCUCGUAUUUAGUGGUUUCUAAGUGGCCUAGCAAGGUUGACGGUGACGAUGACUCAAUUUAUUAAGUAUUCUCUGGGCUAGGCUAGACAUCCAAUUAAAUGUCAUAAGUAUUUUUUCUCGAAGAGCAUCCAUACAAACGAGCAGAAGAGCUAGCUGGCAUGCGCCCAUAUUACUAGUAGGUACCAUCACGGGAACAAAACGUCGAAUCUAAAUUUUAUGCAGCAUCUCACAAGUUGCAUUGGCUACCAACUUGAUGUCUUAAGUAUGGAAAAAAAGACAACAAGUAUGGGAAAAAAAACUUGACGAUAGGUAAUCGUUCUAUAAAUCGCUAAGCUCUUCGUUAGCACAUGAAGAAAUCAAUGACUCGAUGUCAGCUUUAACAUCUACCCAUUUCUAGCUGUUUUUUCGACAAAGUAUAGACCACUCAAAGGUGUUGCACUUAGAAUAUUGCAGUUGGGUCGUGGUCGACAAUUUUUACUAAGAACGAUAGAGCUUAAGCAGCUUCGUUAACAGUAAUAGCAAUAUGACCGACUUUAGGUCACUUACGGCUGAGCAUAUAACUGGCCAAAAUUAGUCGCAAGUCGACGACGAGAUAUCAUAUGAUUUUAUGCGCAAACGUGUUAUCGAUGCCUACAAAUGAUCGUGAAACAACGAUAGCAACUGUGAUAGUGGUGGAGAAGAAGAAUAGUGGAAAAAAAUAAAAAGUUUAACAAAACAACGACUUUUUACAAGUGAAGAUAUAGAAAUUUAGAUUGCACAAACGAAGCAUUUUAUCAGGGACAAACUGUAGGCAAUAAACAGCAAUAGCAUUUAGCGGUCAGUCGAUCUAUGCUCUUCUCUCUCCUUUAUAGUAUAGUAGACACGCAACCCAUCGGCCGAAACGCGCCGGGGAUCGUUUCAGCACGAAAAGACGGAAUUGUCACUAUGGGUUAAAAGAGAACAGAAUGUAUGCUCUACAGAACUAUUCAUAGGGC